Messenger RNA from Striga hermonthica, 228 nucleotides. NCBI's taxonomy places the organism in Eukaryota, Viridiplantae, Streptophyta, Magnoliopsida, Lamiales, Orobanchaceae. The record is from the annotation of a GenBank genome assembly.
AUGGCGACCUCGAAGCUGCAAGCUCUAUGGAAUCAUCCCGCUGGCCCUAAAACCACUGUUACAGCAACUGGAGUAAUAUGGUCCCGUUAUAGCACUGUUAUUACCCCUAAAAACUGGAAUCUUUUUAGUGUAAACAUUGUGAUGGCUGGCACGGGCAUUUACCAGCUUGCACGUAAAAUCCGGCACGAUUAUUUCAAUGAGGAGCAAACUGUUGAAGCCAAAGAAUGA